GUUUUUUUUUAAAGUGAGCUAUAUUUGAAUUCAAAUUUUCUUCAAAAUUAAGAGUAAAUCGAGCCGGUUGAGUGUAAAAUGUUUAUUAUAUUUUAUAACGUAGCUACUUAUAAUUUUUAACGACAACUCGUGUAAGUUUAUAGUCCACAUUACAAUACGAUAAUACGAAUCUAGGAAAAUUGUUAUUAUUUUUUUCGAUCCAGUUCGAUUUUGUUGUUAAUAUCAUUCACCUUUUGCAGCGAAUUAUCGAGCACUUUAUAUAAGGUACGAGUAAUAUAAUUUACAUUGAACCGCAUCCUGCGAAGGUUUCGAAUACCGAAAUAAUAUAAAUAAUAACACAUCGAAAAGGAAAAAUAAAAACAAACCGAAAGAAUGCGCGAUUUGUUUUAAAUUAACGGCAUUGAAUCGAGUCCGUGCGAUCCGCUAAUUCUCUUUCGCAAUCCGAUCCGAACCGUCCUGAAUCGAGCCAUGCACGCCGCGAAAUUCUGCAAAGACGACCGCGAGUCCUGCGACUUCGACAGAGCCAUCGACCUGACGGGCAACGGGAAAUUCCACUACGAACUGAAGCUGGUCUGCUGCCUGUCCUCCCUAUCAGUGGGGUUUCAAAACGGGCUGUCCUCGUACAUCUUCGGCCCGGCCCGGUGCGAAUUGGGCAUCACCUCCGGCGAGCUGGGCCUGCUGAACGUCGCCUUCCUCGUCGGAGGCAUCGGCAGCUGCUUCGUGUGGGGCAUACUCGCCGACAAUCGCGGCAGGAAGAAAAUACUCAUCUUCACCCAUCUACUAAACGCCGUCAUCAACGUCCUGUGCUCGAUCGUACCGUACAAGAACGUACUCACGCUGUGCCGGUUCUUCAGCGGCUUCUUAAUCGGCGCACCCGGUACCUUGACCUACACGUACAUAGUGGAGUUCCACCAGCAGCGCAAGCAGUUCCGGAACGUGUGCCUGUGCGGCAUCUUCUUCGUGCUGUCGUGGCUGCUGCUGCCGAUCUUGGCGUACGCCAUACUGCCGUUGGAGUUCAGCUACAACGCCAAGAACGUGGUGGCGCUGUCGCCGUGGCGGCUGUUCCUGCUGGUGCUGACGGCGCCCGACGUGCUGGUGGGGUUCUGGCUGAUGCGGCUGCCCGAGAGCCCGAAAUUCUGGCUGGCCAAGGGCCAGCAGAAGAAGGCGCUGGCGAUACUGCAGAGGAUGUACGCCGCGAACAAAGGAGUCCCUCGGGAUGGGUUCCCCGUUAAGCACAUCGUGGGCGAGGGUGGGGCGAAUGUGAAGGGCAACGAAAUUAUGGUGACCGGUAAAACGUUGAGGGUGCUGAAGGAGUUGUUGCAGCAAAUCCAGAAGUUGUUUCAGAAGCCUUUGGUGAUUAAAACUGGAUUAACUACAGGAUUGAUGUUUUCUAAUAUGUUCGGCUUAUUCGGAUUGGGUAUUUGGCUUCCGGAAUUGUUCAUAAAAUUCAACCAGUACCAAUCCCUCCACCCGAACUCAACUGUAACGGUCAAAGAACUGUCGACGUUAAAUUUAGAAAGGAACCAAACGUGCGAGCAUUCCAUAGACCAGAACGUUGUAAUAAACACAGUGGCGACCGGUUCCUGCGCCCUGAUAUUCAACAUAAUCUGCUGCCUGCUGGCUUCGAAGGUGUCCUCCAAGCGCAUCACUCUGGUGCUCUCUUUCGUCGGCGGAUUAAGCGCAGGGUCGAUUUAUUGGCUGCAAACGGCCACGCAGAAUUUGAUCGUGGCCUGCAUAUUUCAGUCCACCACGCUGACAGCCAAUCUGACCGCCACCAGCGUCGUGGUGGAGGCCUUCCCGGCCAGUGUGGGGGGAAUCGCCAUCUGUUUGGCGGUGUGCGUCGGCCGAUUUGGCGCUGUAUUCAGCAGCGCCGCUUUCGCUUACUUUAUGGAUAAUCACUGCGAAAUACCCAUUUUCAUGGUGGCCUUUUUCGGGGUGUUGGCCAGCUUGUUGUGUAUGAUGUUGCCUAAUCAGGAGAAACGGGUCGAAUGCGACAGGGGCGAGUUGGAGCAGAGGCAUUUCGGGUUCUUCACGAGGAAGCAGAGCUACGAAAUCGCCACUAUAUCGCAUAAAAUUGUAGAUUCUAAUUGUAUUUAUAGACAAUAAACGUUUGUGUAGAG
This is a messenger RNA of Phyllotreta striolata, 2120 nucleotides long. The record is from the annotation of a GenBank genome assembly. NCBI's taxonomy places the organism in Eukaryota, Metazoa, Arthropoda, Insecta, Coleoptera, Chrysomelidae.